Fomitopsis serialis is the source of this 1214-nucleotide messenger RNA. RefSeq lists its product as uncharacterized. The transcript has 3 exons. NCBI's taxonomy places the organism in Eukaryota, Fungi, Basidiomycota, Agaricomycetes, Polyporales, Fomitopsidaceae. The record is from RefSeq and is a predicted model, not a curated record. The coding region runs from base 93 to 1034 and encodes 313 amino acids.
AGUCCGGAUCUGUACACGAGAACUAACCCCGUCUUUGACUCACAGUGCAUGCCCCUUCUCGGAAUCGAGACACAGUACAACACCUCCGUUCGAUGCCCGCUACGGAUCCGCACUGGACGCGGUCGUCGCGUCCGAGCGGGUCUUUACAUGGCCACCAAGGUUCAUGCCCGAGCCGGAAGGGCUGUCUGGGCGAUGUCGAUGUGCCGAUCUCAUCCCUCGAUGGUCACUGCACGGCAGUGCUAAGUCAGCUAUCCGGUGUACAAGCCAAAGGUCAGUUAAUUCUCACCUGGGAUGGCCACCGACGACUGCCCUUGUCCGACAGCCAACAACACCCCUUCGCAAACACUACCCGGGCGUCGCCACUCAUCCUCGGAAGCUUCGGGCGCGUGACCGAACGUUCCGCCAGACCGGAGGUACGUGUUGUCGGUACACCCUUACUCGACGCCAGUCAGUACGAAUCCGGAUACACGCACUUUGAAUACAACUCGGGACGGAGUUGUUCACGUCCGAGCAAGUCCCUAUGCGCCUCGUUCGGUUCAUACCCGGAAGGGCAGCUCGGGCGAUGUCGACAUGCCGAUCCGAUACCCGGAUGCUCGCUGUGUACGAGUCGUCCAUCAGCCAUCGGACGUAUGAGCACAGAGGUCAGUCAUUCUCACCUGGGAUGCCCGCUCUGGUCUGCCGUUGGGCACUCGUGUCGCCCGUUGAUGGCUCCGGGGACGACCCGGGCAGUGCCAUUACAUUCCCGGGCGCGCAUUGCGUGUCCGGGCUUGAUCUCGCACCCCACGACUUUGGUGCGUCAGCAGCAACUCCAGACACUGAAUCAACGCGAGUCCGUCAGCCUCGCGCCUCGCGCUCGUAAGUUCGAUGAACAUGCGACGCACUGCCUCAUCCGGAUGUAUUCCCAUCUUGCUACAGCUUGUGUUGCGCGAUCCGGAAGCGGGUGGGACAUUGGUGUUCGCAAAUUGCGCGUCGGGUUCUUCGGCAAGGGCUUCCGAUUGGCACACCGAUUCGAGCUGUUCAUGGGGUCAGUAUAGCCCUGUCCAUUACGAGAUAGUAGACAAACCUUACGUGCGAUGUCUGGAUGCUGUAUUCGUCCGGUGUGUUCGUCAAACCAUCGAGUAGAUAUACGUUGCCCGCAAUCAGACCAAGUCCCAAAUAUGGCAGUUGUGAGUGUACCGCAGAUGCUCGCCACGACCAUUACAGUGAUACCUGUU